GUCGCGGGAGCAGUCCAAACUCCCAAGUCCAGAGCCACCGAGUUGUUGAGUGCGACGGGAGGAGUCCAGUCCCAUCGGCGGCGUUAGCUUGACCGGAUUCUCCUCUGUCCGGCGACCGGAGUUGGGCACGACGAUGGCGUGGCUCGCGGCGGCGGUGGAGCGCCUCGUGGCGGCGGUGGACUGGGAGCGCGAGGCCUACCCGGCGUACGAUGACUUCCUCGCGCUCCCCCUCUUCGCCCUCUUCUUCCCGACCGCCCGCUUCCUCCUCGAUCGCUUCGUCUUCGAGGCGACCCAAUCAUUUGCUUGUUGGGUUAACCUGGCCUUCGCUUUAGCUGUUCCCUGGAAUGACUGUGGGGGGAAGAGAGUUGCCAGGAAACUUAUGUUUGGGAAUGCACAUGAGAAGCCUGAUCAUAAAGCAGAGCAAACGAAAAAGAGGAUACGGAAAUUCAAGGAAUCGGCUUGGAAGUGCAUUUAUUUCCUAUCUGGAGAGGUUUUGUCUUUGUUGGUCACGUAUAAUGAGCCUUGGUUCACAAACACCAAGUAUUUUUGGGUGGGACCUGGCGAACAGGUUUGGCCGGAUCAAAAGACAAAAUUGAAACUUAAGGCUGUCUAUAUGUAUGCUGCUGGAUUCUACACAUAUUCAAUAUUCGCACUUAUGUUCUGGGAAACAAGGCGUGCAGAUUUUGGUGUCUCAAUGUCGCAUCAUGUCGCAACUGUUGUGCUGAUAAUUUUAUCCUAUGUAUUCAGGUUUGCUAGAGUCGGUGCAAUUGUACUGGCAAUUCAUGAUGCAAGCGAUGUGUUUUUAGAAAUUGGGAAGAUGUCCAAGUAUAGCAAUUGUGAUUGGCUUGCAAAUGUUGCAUUUCUUCUUUUUGUUGUUUCAUGGGUUCUUCUCCGCCUCACAUAUUUUCCGUUCUGGAUUCUCAGAAGUACAAGCUAUGAAGUUCUGUUGACUCUGGAUAAGAAGAAGCACAAUUUUGACGGGCCAAUAUAUUACUAUGUGUUCAAUUCCCUUUUGUUUUCACUACUUGUUCUUCACAUAUAUUGGUGGGUUCUAAUAUAUCGGAUGCUUGUGAGACAAAUUAAGACAAGAAAUGUUGGAGAUGAUGUUCGAUCUGACUCUGAAGACGAAGACGAGCAUGAAGAUUGACUGUUGUUGUGAUGGUAUAAAGGAACCUUAACACAUUUGUUACAGCUUAAUUAUGUAUUGUUUUCCUGCAUUGUGGGAAUAUAAGAAUAUGUGGAGAUUGCUGUAGGAUCAUGUAUGCACGACAUCAUGCAGUUCACCCCUUAGCUGUUAAUUACAGUCAUUUUUUUUGGGGAAAAGCAGGCAAUAUUUUUUGGCUGCUCACUCUGUAGAAAGACUAUACAGUCAUUUAUGUACCAGCAAGGAAAAUGUACCAGCAAUUGAAGUGUUAGUUCCAAUCUAGAAAGACUGAUUACAUUCAAUUAUGUAAGUUUAAUUGAAUUUUCAGUUCCAAUCC
Lolium rigidum is the source of this 1481-nucleotide messenger RNA. Its product is annotated as ASC1-like protein 1. Lineage: Eukaryota; Viridiplantae; Streptophyta; Magnoliopsida; Poales; Poaceae. Gene Ontology annotation, cellular component: endoplasmic reticulum; membrane. The record is from RefSeq and is a predicted model, not a curated record. Bases 134 to 1147 code for a protein of 337 amino acids. The transcript has 8 exons. Gene Ontology annotation, molecular function: sphingosine N-acyltransferase activity. Gene Ontology annotation, biological process: ceramide biosynthetic process.